This is a messenger RNA of Necator americanus (New World hookworm), 210 nucleotides long. RefSeq lists its product as uncharacterized. The transcript has a single exon. The coding region runs from base 1 to 210 and encodes 69 amino acids. Lineage: Eukaryota; Metazoa; Nematoda; Chromadorea; Rhabditida; Ancylostomatidae. The record is from RefSeq and is a predicted model, not a curated record.
AUGGAAAUCAUUACGGAGAGGUUCUACUCGAACCUUUUCCGUCCAUUAACUCCUGUGUCAAGCCCGAUCAUCCCCACUGGUGAAGCUCCACCACGGAUUCUCCCUUCGGAAGUACGAGUCGCUAUCAAGAGCAUGGAACCUGGCACAGCCCCGGACCUGAUGUUGUAUCAGCAGUCUUUGUUCGGGCUAGUGGCUGUGCACUUCAUGUAA